Messenger RNA from Girardinichthys multiradiatus, 1979 nucleotides. Its product is annotated as tumor necrosis factor receptor superfamily member 19-like. Gene Ontology annotation, cellular component: plasma membrane. Gene Ontology annotation, molecular function: protein binding; signaling receptor activity. NCBI's taxonomy places the organism in Eukaryota, Metazoa, Chordata, Actinopteri, Cyprinodontiformes, Goodeidae. The record is from RefSeq and is a predicted model, not a curated record. The transcript has 10 exons. Gene Ontology annotation, biological process: positive regulation of JNK cascade; positive regulation of canonical NF-kappaB signal transduction. Bases 190 to 1308 code for a protein of 372 amino acids.
AUCUGCGCCUGAGCUGCUGAGCUGCUGAGCUGCGCGGUUCGUUGCGGUGCAGAGGCUGCGGCGCUGACAUGGUGAGCGGACCGGUGCGGGAAACACGCCUUUCGCCGGUCUGCUGUCCACGUUUUAGGAUCUUUAAUUAACAGCCUGCUCUUUUUAAAAUCAGCUUGAAGCAUCAAGUGGCCCAUCAGAAUGGUCCGGAAGCCUCAACACAUCUUGUCACUCCUCUUAACUGCACAUGUCAUCUACUCAGCUCUGAGUCGUGUGGGAGCCAUGGAGGGGAGCAGAGAGUGCAGAGAACACGAAUACAAGGACCGCUUCGGGAACUGCAAACCCUGCAAACAGUGUGACGCAGGACAGGAGCUUUCUAAGGAAUGUGGCUUUGGUUAUGGAGAGGAUGCCCGGUGCGUGGCUUGCCGGAGCAGCCGCUUUAAAGAGGACCGGAGCCUGCAAAAGUGCAAACCCUGUCUGGACUGUGGCCUCAUCAACCGCUUCCAGAAGGGCAACUGCUCCACCACCAGCAACGCCGUGUGUGGUGACUGUCUACCAGGAUUUUACAGGAAAACAAAAUUAAGUGGAUUCCAGGACAUGGAGUGCAUACCUUGUGGGGACCCUCCGCCUCCAUAUGAGCCCAAUUGUAGUGGGCGUGUGAACUUGGUGCCUCUGCCCUCCGUGGUGGCCAGUCCUCGGGACAUGGCCCUGGCCGCAGUCAUCUGCAGCGCUUUGGCUACGGUCGUUCUGGCUCUGCUGGUUCUGUGCGUCAUCUACUGCAAGAGGCAGCUGCUGGAGAAGAAGCCCAGCGCUGCCUCUCUGAGGUCUCAGGACUGUCCCUACAGCGGGGCGGAGCUCUCCUGUCUGGACACCCGCUGGCUCCACGACUUCCCCCAGAGAACCUGCUGCCAGUGUCACCUGGACCCCGGACACCAUUGUGGUCCGGUCCACCUGAUCCCCUCUCUGUGCUGUGAUGAGAGCUGCAGUCUGGGCCGCAGCCAGGACAUUCGUCCUUUCCAGUCACAGAUGAGCCUCAGUGACGAAGAUACACACCUGCCUGAAGCAGAUACUCCAAUGUGGCUGGAAGGCCACACAGAGCCUGAGUGUGUGGGAGACGAUGGGAUGACAGGAAGUGUUGAGCCUCCUGAAUACGUCGAGCUUCCUUACUGCAGGGUCAACCCAGCAGAAGGAAGUGAGGAGGGAGGAGAGGAAGGGGAAGGAUUGAGGGAGUAUUCAUGUGGAAGGAGGAGUGAGGGCUGCACUGACACCGUGACUGAUGCACUUCUUCCUAAACAUCAAGGGCAAACGCAGGAAGGGUGACACGGAUUUGUUUGGCUCGAACCACCUCGAACUCGUCAACGACCGUGGCCGGAUUCACUCUCGGAUUCCUACCUUGUCUCCCCCGCACACACAGACACACGAAACACAGACACAAGUGCAGUCGCGCCGUCUCCUUGAAAUGCCUUGUCGAUGACCUCAGAGCCCUCCGUCAGAUGGUCCGGACAGAACAUGUACAUGCAUCCCCACAGAAGAGCUGCCGAAGAGGGAUAAAAACACUAAAACACACUGAGAAUGUGAACUCAAUGGCCCACAGGGUUUGAUCAUAUGAAGUUGAAACAUUGUGACUUUUAACAGUGAAGCAAAAUGAUUCCUGAGAAUGUCUCACAUCUUUACAUGUAGGAGAAUCUAAACUGUACUUCCCGUCUAGAAGCAGGUGUUAUGAAGCUUUUGUGUGUAAAAGUUUGAGGAAAUGUUUCAAAAGUGAUAAAGUUGCACAUCGAAGACAAUCUUGAUCGUACAAAACUGGUUGGGACGAGGAAUGUCUAAGUGAUAAAUGCCCUGUAGAUACUGUAAAAUACUUAAUAAUUCAAUAUUUUUGUUACGGACUGUAGACUUGACAGCAUGUUUGCCUUUCUCACCCCUAUUAAUAGUGUUGUUGGCUGUGAAAGAUCACGUCUAUGUAUCGUUGUAAAUAAACCACUUAAACAAGA